UGUUGGGUAAGGUGAGUACUUUUCCAGCUCUUGCUGAAAACUGCCUUCAAUGAUCGUCAGCAGUGACAUAGUCGUGUUUUCUGCAACUUUGUCGACGGCGUGCUAAUCAACAUGCAGAACGACGCUGGUGAAUUUGUGGACCUCUACGUCCCUCGUAAAUGCUCUGCUAGCAACAGAAUCAUUGGAGCCAAGGACCAUGCUUCUGUCCAGAUCAACAUCGCUGAGGUGGACAAGGUCACUGGUCGCUUCAAUGGUCAGUUCAAGACCUACGCCAUCUGUGGCGCCAUCCGCAGGAUGGGAGAGUCUGAUGAUUCAAUCCUCAGGCUGGCAAAGAAUGAUGGAGUUGUUGCUAAGAACAUCUGAGUGAUCAACAUUUGUUCAAUAAAAUGUGACAUUCA
This is a messenger RNA of Phyllopteryx taeniolatus (common seadragon), 398 nucleotides long. RefSeq names its product ribosomal protein S21 (gene rps21). Gene Ontology annotation, biological process: translation; endonucleolytic cleavage in ITS1 to separate SSU-rRNA from 5.8S rRNA and LSU-rRNA from tricistronic rRNA transcript (SSU-rRNA, 5.8S rRNA, LSU-rRNA); endonucleolytic cleavage to generate mature 3'-end of SSU-rRNA from (SSU-rRNA, 5.8S rRNA, LSU-rRNA). Gene Ontology annotation, molecular function: structural constituent of ribosome. Gene Ontology annotation, cellular component: cytosolic small ribosomal subunit; ribosome. The record is from RefSeq and is a predicted model, not a curated record. Bases 112 to 363 code for a protein of 83 amino acids. NCBI's taxonomy places the organism in Eukaryota, Metazoa, Chordata, Actinopteri, Syngnathiformes, Syngnathidae. The transcript has 6 exons.